Musa acuminata AAA Group (dessert banana) is the source of this 2025-nucleotide messenger RNA. RefSeq lists its product as uncharacterized. The transcript is spliced from 8 exons. The record is from RefSeq and is a predicted model, not a curated record. Bases 135 to 1868 code for a protein of 577 amino acids. Lineage: Eukaryota; Viridiplantae; Streptophyta; Magnoliopsida; Zingiberales; Musaceae. Gene Ontology annotation, cellular component: plasma membrane; plasmodesma.
AUUAUUACUACAUUCCCACUAAUAGUUUGAUCGGAGAACUUGGAGUCAAAAGUGCGUGAGCAGUUGUUUCACAUGAUCUGCUUCCUUAUCUUUCGAGUUCAGUAGAUUCUUCUCCCUGUUAGGAGUCGGAAGGCAUGAUGGCGUUCGGUAGAGCUCAGGCGAUUUUGAUGUUCGCCACCAUUUCUCUGCAUUCUGCCGUUGCGGGACUGCAAGAAACACCAGUUUCAGGAGCAGCAGAGGACGUCUUUUUGAUUUCGCCAAGGAGAUCUGCCAAUUCACCUGCUCGAAUCCUCGUGGAGAACACGUCCUUCGUCUUGGCCGCAGAGAGGACUCGAAGAAGAGAUCCUUUAAACGGAUUCAAACUCUACAAUGGUGGCUGGAACAUCAGCGAUCUGCACUACUGGGCCUCCGUCGGCUUCACUGUUGCUCCUCUCUUCGCCGUCGCCGCCGUCUGGUUCUUCGGCUUCGCUCUGGUCUUGUCUUUGAUUUGUUGCUGCUACUGCUGCUUCCCCCGACGCAGUUGUUCCUUCUCCCGCACAACUUGCGCUCUCGCCGUCGCACUUCUCAUCCUGUGCACUGCUGCCACAAUAGUCGGAUGCGUUGUUCUGUUCCAUGGACAGGAUAAGUUCCAUGGAACCACGUCGAACACCUUGGAUUUCGUCGAGGGCCAGUCGAACACCACCGUCUCCAACCUUAGGAGCUUCUCCACCAACCUGGCCGACGCUAAGAAGGUCGGGGUGGGUCAGAUCUCCCUCCCGGCCGAAGAGCAGGCCGCGAUCGACGCAGUCGUGAAAAGUCUCAACGACGCCGCGGACGGCGUUUCCUCGCGCACAGCGGACAAUUCCAAGAGGAUACGAGACUACUUGGAUACUGUGCGUCUUGUGUUGAUCAUCCUCGUGGCUGCAGUGCUCCUUCUCGUUCUUCUCGGAUUAACAUUUUCGAUUCUUGGACUGCAAUUUCUCGUCUACAUAUUCGUCCUCGUUGGAUGGGUGCUGGUGGCAGCAACCUUCUUCUUGAGCGGCCUCUUCCUGCUCCUCCACAAUGCAGUGGCGGACACUUGCGUCUCGAUGGAUGAAUGGGCUCUUCAUCCCCGCGAGCACACGGCCAUGGACGACAUCCUCCCUUGCGUGGACGUCGCCACCACUAACGCGUCUCUGAGGCGAAGCAGGGAGGUCACCUUUCAGCUGGUGAACGUCGUCAACCAGGUGAUCACCAACGUCUCCAACGCCGACUUCCCACCCAUGCUCAAGCCUCUCUACUACAACCAGUCCGGUCCCCUGUUGCCUCCUCUCUGCAACCCGUACGACCCAGACCUCGGCAGCCGCAACUGCACCACCGGAGAAUUAGGGUUCAACAACGUCUCUCAGGUACGACCUUAUGAACUCAUUCGCGAUCCGACCGUCACAAUCAUCAUCACUGACCCCACAAGAACCACCAUUCUUCUCGUGCAGGUAUGGCGCAGCUACGUGUGCCAAGUCACAGUGGUCAAUGGAUCCGACAUCUGCGCCACCGUCGGUCGCAUUACUCCCAAGAUCUACGCACAGAUGAUGGCAGCAGUGACCGUGAGCCACGGCCUGUACCAGUACGGGCCGUUCCUCGCAGGGCUAGCGGACUGCACCUUCGUGCGGCAGACCUUCCGGUCCAUCACCGUCGACCACUGCCCCGGCCUGGGGCGUUACAGCAAACAGGUCUUCAUCGGCUUGGCCAUGGCCUCAGCGGCGGUGAUGCUGUCUUUGGUUCUCUGGGUCAUCUACGCCCGCGCGAGGUGGCAUCGCAAGCGUAACAAGCAGCUUCUGGCUCGAUCCGACCACGAACAACUGCACCUGCAAGAGAAAUAUCUACUGGGAACUCCGAGAUCAGGAAGAUGACGCUGUUCUUCCUGUGAUGUCUCGGUCAAACAGAAGAUAUUGACUCUUUUCUUCCACUAGUAUUGCUUUGUAUGUUGUUUAUUGUAAGUACAGCUGACUGUAUCAAUGACCGGUUAGAUCUUUGUGAGAAUGGAUCAGUCUGACGAGACCAAUUUGA